Molecule: messenger RNA, 5684 nt
Organism: Candidula unifasciata
Lineage: Eukaryota; Metazoa; Mollusca; Gastropoda; Stylommatophora; Geomitridae
Source: the annotation of a GenBank genome assembly
GGGAAAUGAGUGUAGAGGAACUGAUGCAGAAAUAUGCUGGGGCAUAUGAUAGUGACUUUGAAAUGCCAAAAGAGAAUUCCAGUGAAGAGGGCAGUGAUGGUGAGGAUGAUGAGUCAUCAGUGUCUGAGAAAGAAUCUGGAGAGUCAUCUGAGGAGGAGGAGGAGGCAGAGUCAGAAAUGGAUGACAAGGAGCUCGACAAUAAACCAGGUACUGAUGACAAGCAGGAGGAUGUUGGUUUGGAAUUUCUAGUGAAAACAGAAGCAGCACCUCAGGGUGAUGAGUCUAGCACAGAGGGGCCUGGCAAAGAAUUUAGUGACAUAGCAGCAGCUGCUGAAAGCUUGCAGCCAAAAGGCUACACAUUGGAGACAACAGAGGUAAAGACAAAAGUGCCUUUCUUGCUAAAGCACACACUCCGAGAAUAUCAGCAUGUAGGCUUAGAUUGGCUUGCCACGAUGCAUGACAAAAGACUCAAUGGAAUCCUGGCCGAUGAGAUGGGGCUUGGAAAAACCAUUCAGACUAUUGCUGUGUUAGCUCAUCUUGCUUGUGAUAAAGGUGUCUGGGGGCCUCACCUCAUUGUUGUACCUACAAGUGUUAUGCUCAACUGGGAGAUGGAGUUCAAAAAAUGGUGCCCUGCUUUUAAAAUCCUGACAUAUUAUGGCAGUAUCAAGGAGAGAAAACUCAAAAGACAGGGUUGGACAAAAACUAAUGCAUUCCAUGUGUGUAUCACUUCAUAUAAAUUAGUGGUGCAAGAUCAUCAAGCAUUCCGCAGGAAGAAAUGGAAAUAUUUCAUUCUGGAUGAGGCUCAGAAUAUUAAAAACUUCAAGUCCCAAAGAUGGCAGAUGCUUCUAAAUUUCUCCAGUCAGAGACGAUUGUUGCUAACAGGAACACCUCUUCAAAAUUCUUUGAUGGAGCUGUGGUCAUUGAUGCACUUCCUCAUGCCAAAUGUGUUUCAGUCUCACUCAGAAUUCAAAGAAUGGUUUUCCAACCCUCUGACUGGCAUGAUUGAAGGAAGUCAGGAAUACAAUGAAAAUUUAGUCCGUCGCUUGCAUAAGGUUUUGAGGCCUUUCCUUCUGCGUCGAUUAAAGAAUGAAGUAGAGAAGCAGAUGCCUCAGAAGUAUGAGCAUGUUGUCAUGUGUCGGCUUUCCAAGAGACAGAGAUAUCUCUAUGAUGAUUUCAUGUCGCAGACCAAGACCCGGGAGACACUGGCCACUGGUCACUUUAUGAGUGUAAUCAACAUUCUGAUGCAGCUGAGGAAAGUCUGCAAUCAUCCAGACCUCUUUGACCCCAGGCCCAUUGUAUCACCUUUCAAAAUGAGCGGGAUUGUGUAUACUACAGCGUCCUUAGCCACACGUAUUCUGGAGCAUGACCCACUGAAUAGCAUUGACAUCCGAACCUUGUACCCGAAUUUGGCUGAGAUGGAAAAAGAUCUCCCAGCUUUUGUAGCCCAGAGAAUCAAGCAGUUGAAAGCUACUGGCAAACUGAUUCAGGAAGUUGACAGUAUACCAGAACCUCCACCGCGUCUGCCAUCAGGGCAGUUGAAAAAUUUUAAAGCUCCACUACCACCAGUGUUAGAGACGGGAAGAUCAUCCUGUGUGGUGACCACCGUCACAGGUACACAACCCAGGCCUGCUUCACCGCUGACAACUGUCAAGCUGACACUGUCAACAGUGCAGUCUACCCCAUCAACUGUAAAUAGCAUCAAGCUGCUGCUGCCUGCUACGUCAUCAUCAUCAUCAGCAACGCAGCAGACCGUAUUAAUUCCCAAUCCCAGUGGAUCAGGUCCAACAUUCUUCUUGCCAUUGUCUUCCAUUUCAUCGUCUUCAACCUCUACAGCUAUAGCCCAGGCAAAACUGAUUUCAUCCCAGCUGCAGAGUGGUGUUUUGCAGCUAGUGCAAACUUCUUCAGGACAUCAGAUUCUCACAGCAAACCUGCAGACUUCAUCAGCUAUUUCUUCAUUAUCAACACUGUCUACUGUAACUGCCACAACAGCAUUGCCAUCUUCACUGACUUUUUCAACAACAGUAGCAAAUUCCACAGUUCCACCGGUGUCAGCAGCUUCCUCGUCAGCGGGUGUAUCGUUGCUGAAAUGUCCAGCGUUAGUACUUCAGCAGAAUCAACAGAAACCUGUUAUGAGAGUAUCUCCAUUUCUGGUCUCAUCUACAGAUGUGUCGUCUCCUGUACAAGUGGCACAGGCACCGGCACCACUGACCUCCAUGGCCAGCACCAAUAAGUUGCCAGACUUACCUACAGAGAAAAUAUCACCAAGAAGACCCAUGAAGAAGUCUGAGCUCUUUUUGGAAUCACUGUAUCACAAAAAGGUGGAAAGGCGACAGCAUAUCCUGGCCCUCAUGGCUCGACUGAAUCAAAGAAGAUGUGAUGCCAGUCCUGUCUACGGCUCGGACACACGACAUUGUAUCGACUGCACCAGGCUUUUGGAUGCAUCGAAUUCAUAUUCUCCAAACCCAUCUUCUCCUGCCGGUGCACCAGUGUCUUACCUGGAAAGCUGGCACAACAGUGGUUACGUGAACUGUCUUUUCUCCCAGAACCGCCAGAUUAACCACAAUCAUCCAGAUGUGUACUGGAGAGAGUCCACUCAUUUGCAACAUUUAGUACAUUCCCCAUUAGAGUGGUUGGAGGAGAUGAAAGAUAUACUGUCUCGGUUUGUUUUUGUCACACCAUCAGUAAUUUCACCAGCUAUUUCUUUGCGAGUGUCACACCCAAAUCAGUCUGACUUGAUCCAGAUGGAAUGGGCUGAAGCACGACUGCGGCCAGUAAUUGUGGAGAAAUCCUCCGUUCUGCACCCCAUACAGUCAAGAACAAUGGUCACAUUCCCAGACCUCAGGCUUAUACAGUAUGAUUGUGGUAAACUCCAGACCCUGGACCGAUUACUGCGCCAGCUGAAGUCCGGUCAGCACCGAGUUCUCAUCUUCACACAAAUGACCAAAAUGCUGGAUGUUUUAGAAGGUUUCCUCAAUUUCCAUGGCCACCGCUACCUGAGACUUGACGGAACCACUAAAGUUGAGCAGAGACAGUAUUUGAUGGACCGCUUCAAUGCAGACCCUCGGAUUUUCUGCUUCAUUCUCUCAACGAGGUCAGGAGGUAUUGGUGUCAACCUGACGGGCGCCGACACGGUCAUCUUCUAUGACAGUGACUGGAACCCAACCAUGGAUGCUCAGGCUCAGGACAGAUGUCACAGGAUAGGUCAGACCAGAGAUGUGCACAUAUACAGACUAGUCAGUGAGAUGACUGUGGAGGAAAACAUACUCAAGAAAGCUAACCAGAAACGGUUGUUAGGUGACCUUGCAAUCGAAGGAGGCAAUUUCACCACUGCUUUCUUCAAAGAGCAAACUAUCCAUGAUUUGUUUGCUGAACCGUCUGGGCUAGAGUCACUGGUGGAGGCCAAAGCCAAGGAGAAGGAAGAAAAGGAGAAAGCACGACAGGAAAAAGAAAACGAAGAGAGGGAGCGAGCUGAAAAAGAAGAAAACAAGAAAGAGGCAGCUAUUCUAUCACAGUUUGAACAGGCACUGUGUAAAGCUGAAGAUGAAACAGAUGCACAAGCAGCAACACAAGUGCAAGCUGAACAGAAAGCUGAGCUUGCAGAGUUUGAUGAAAACAUUCCUUGGGAUGAGAGAGAGACAGAAGCAAGAGAGGACGAUGAUAUAUCCAAAGUUGAGAUUGAACUGGCAAUGUUGGACAAAGAAUUAACACCCAUUGAACGUUAUGCAGUAGGUGUCAUGGAAGCCCAGAUGGAACCAGAAACAGCAGAAGAACUCAAGAUGGCAGAAGAGGAUAUUCAAAACUCCAAGAAGGACUGGGAGCUUGCCAGACUGAAAGCACUAAAGGAGGAAGAGGAGCGACGAGCGGAGCUGGAGGAGGAUGAAAUGCUGUACAUCUACUCCAGGGAUGAGUCUCAGAUGUUUGUUUCUGAUGUUGAUGGAGCUGAGAUGCCAAUGUGGUGUCCACCAACUCCACCCCAGGAUGAUAAUGAUAUUUACAUCGAUGAGACGUUGUCCUUCCUCUAUGAGCCUAGAGUGAUGCCAGAGCAGUCCUUGCCUCCCGUGUAUGUGCCGAAAACUCACAAAAAGCCAAAGUUGGAAGCAGUGACCACUCGGAAGCAGAAACAACGCAAGGAAGAACAGCCACGGGUUCCCAGGUCAUUGUUUGACAAGCCAAAGGAGGUGGUCAUGAAACAAAGGAGGGAUGCCAAGAUGCAGAGACUGAGACAGAAUUUACAGGUGCCAGCCAAGAUGAUCGCAGGUAGAACACAUCUGGGUCAACAACAGCAGCAGCCUCCGACACCUGUCGUCACAAAACCAGAGCCUGAUCCCAACUAUCCAGAGUGGCUUGUUCAUGAAGAGUGGGCACUUCUGGAGGCUGUACAGAAUAUACAGAAGCUCAAUCCAGACCUACUGGUUGAUAAUCCGGCUCAGAUAGUCAACUGGGACUUUGUGUCUGAUUUUGUCAGUGUGGUAGGGCGCAUUUUCCGUUCAGCCAAGCAUUGCAGAUAUCAGUAUGAAUAUGUGGUCCUGCCCAGAGAAGAUGGGAAAAUUGUUUACAACCUGAAGCAGAAGAAAACCCCUAAGAGUAUUUAUAAGACUAAAAACACCAGACCCCAGCGUACAGAGCAGCUCUACUCACAGGAAGGACUCAAGAAUUUUUCCCAGCUGUUUGAUAUUAGGUUUGCCGCCAUGAUGGAAAUAGGAGCCAAAAGACCAGCAGCCAUGCGACAGACGAUUGUCAGCCCGGCUGCUAAACUGACCAAGCAUUCCACCAUCUUGGCUGAGCAUGGCAUCAACUAUGACAACACCAUGUUGCCAAGUCAGCUAGCAGCCAAGCGAGCAGAGAGGAUUGCAUUAGACAAGAAAAAGCAGCAACAGCAGCAGCAACAAUUGCAGCAGCAGGCAUCAGCACAAGCUCAAGGCAUUGCAGCAAAUGUUGCUGUAGCUGAUGCAGUAGCGGCAGCUCAGCGGCCUGUCCAAGCCACACCAGGUGUCAGUGCCACCAUCCAGGGACAGCAGCUGUCAUCUAUUGUCUCAGUGACACCAACAACAGUCAUUACUAACCAAGUGCCCAAAGUAGCAGUCGGACCAGGACUGACAGCGGUAUCGCUGGCAAGAACGCUUGGAGCAGCAACUGGAAACAUAAUAGUUAAUGCCCCUGCUGGGCUACAGUCGGGGCCUUUUGCUGCCAUCAACAAGCGAAUGUCUCAGGCUGCUGGCUUAUCGUCUACAAUAGCUGUGUCUGCCAACUUGACUCCAACCAUCCGUGGUCAGCGACCCACAGGGGCAGGCACUCCUACAAUCACCAUGCAGGAUCUGGAAGUAACUGUGGGCUCUGCGGGCACAUCUACAGCCAUAACUGCAGCUGCCCAAGCUGCUGCUGCUGCACGAUCUGCCUUACAGACCACAGUAACAUCGUCUGCUCUAGCAGUUGGGCAGAGGCUGGCAGCCAUGACAGGAACCAGCCUUCAACCGCAGCUGGUCCAAGCCCGUAGUCUCACACCACAACAGAUCAACAUUCUACGACAGAAUCAGUCCAUCAUUAGGACACAGACAGCCACAGGUAUGCAGCAGCUGCGUGCUCAGAAACUGCUGACCACGGAGCAGAUGCGAGCCCAGCAGUUGAAGCAUCCGGGACAGAAAGUGAUCACACAGCAGCUGUUGGUGCCGGUCAGGGGAGGACAG